Protopterus annectens (West African lungfish) is the source of this 839-nucleotide messenger RNA. RefSeq names its product LIM zinc-binding domain-containing Nebulette. The transcript is spliced from 4 exons. The record is from RefSeq and is a predicted model, not a curated record. Gene Ontology annotation, cellular component: focal adhesion. NCBI's taxonomy places the organism in Eukaryota, Metazoa, Chordata, Ceratodontiformes, Protopteridae. Gene Ontology annotation, molecular function: actin filament binding. The coding region runs from base 317 to 682 and encodes 121 amino acids.
UACUCACUACAUAUGCACGGCUCCCUCAGCCGGUGCACUUACGUGCUCGUUCUCGUCAACUUUUGCAUUGCAGCCUUUUUCUAGGCGUAAAGCAAAAAUCCAGGGAGUUGAGUCACCCACAGCAUUUUUCCUGAUUUUAUCACAGCUGAGUGUUGUUGAACACCAUCGCAGCGACUGUCAACAUCAUCUUCAUCAGAAGGUGCAAACACUAACCUUUGCAGCUUUCUAUGCAGUGUGACAGCAUCUGAGUGAGCUGCAGAGUCGCACUCGGUGCACACCUUUAACUGGAAAUAUUGCACUUGGUUUAAAGGAGAAGAUGAACCCAUCGUGCGCCCGCUGUGGCAAAGUCGUCUAUCCCACUGAAAAAGUCAACUGCUUGGAUAAGUACUGGCACAAAGGAUGUUUUCACUGCGAGGUUUGCAAGAUGACACUGAACAUGAACAAUUACAAGGGAUACGAGAAAAAGCCCUACUGUAAUGCGCACUAUCCAAAGCAGUCCUUCACGACAGUUACGGAUACACCUGAAAACCUGCGCUUGAAGCAACAGAGUGAGUUGCAGAGCCAGGUGAAGUACAAAAGAGACUUUGAAGAAAGCAAAGGAAAAGGAUUCAGCAUAGUGACUGACACUCCUGAAAUGCAAAGGUUGAAAAAGACUCAGGAACAAAUUAGUAACGUAUGUUAAACUGAAUUUAAGGAGAUGACAUAGAACAAAUAGGAGGAAUGGUUAGAUAUGUGAAAAUCAUUUCCAUUUUAAUAUCCAAUGUGUAAUGCAUAGAGUGAAAAGUGAAAGGAGUUCCUAUGUGGUUUGAAUGUUAUGAAUGGUACAAGUACAGAUAUGG